Clarias gariepinus (North African catfish) is the source of this 2717-nucleotide messenger RNA. RefSeq names its product progestin and adipoQ receptor family member IVa (gene paqr4a). Gene Ontology annotation, molecular function: signaling receptor activity. Lineage: Eukaryota; Metazoa; Chordata; Actinopteri; Siluriformes; Clariidae. Gene Ontology annotation, cellular component: membrane. The record is from RefSeq and is a predicted model, not a curated record. The transcript is spliced from 3 exons. Bases 1475 to 2434 code for a protein of 319 amino acids.
CCGCCUGAAUGGACCCCGGUGUGGAAGAUGGCAGGAGGGAGGUGUUCUGGGGAUUUUAAGCGCGUUGGAUGUCAGAACUGGUUUUGAGGAUAAUCGCGCAGAAAAGUCGGAUUCUGGUUAUUUUUUUGUUGUUUGUUUUUUUCCCCUUUUCGUCCCUGGAAUAAGCCUAGCCGAGCCAGCGGGUGUGUUAUGAUUUGUUCCCGGCUCCAGUCGCUCUUCCUGGCGGCCCACAGCGGCGCUCAGCUCCGGCCAUGACCGCUGCCUUCCGCCUGUGACAUUCUCUGAUUUAUUUAUGUUUUUAUUUUUAUUUUUUCAGGAAUAUUAAUUAUGAUUUGAAUGAACGUGCAUUCUACUUGCCUUCGGAUUAGCAAGAGCGGCUACAUGUUAGCUAGCUAUGUGUUUCUGUGUGUCUGUGCGCGCGCUUCCGCGCUCGUGCGUCCGUCCGUGCGCGCGCGCGCGCUGUGAGCGUGCGGCCACAGUCUGCUGAUGUGACUGAACUGAGCUUAAUGUUCAUUAUUUUUUAUGGUAUUUUUUUUUCUUUUGUCUGAAUAUUAAAAAAAGAAAAACUUUAAUAUCUAAAAGAGAGCGUUAGUGUAGAAAAUCUCAUUCUAAUAAUAAAAGAAUCGAAGGAACGAUUAAAGUAUGACAUAAAUCAUAACUUAUAAUAAAUCAGUUACAUUAAAUUAAUCAAUAAUUAAAUUCAAACACCCAGAAUCGAUUGAUAACAAUUUUUGAAAUUAAGUAUAAUUGCUGGUCAAUUACCGUGUUAUUACAUCAACAGUUAAUUUGCGUUCACUCAGUUUUCCUUUUUUUUUAUUAAAACAAUUAAUAAAUAAUCAAAACUAAUUUGAGUUCAACCACUAAAACCAUAUUAAAGAGACGCCAAAAUUCUUGGAACCGUUCGAGUGAAUCUGAGGUCACGGUGAACUUAUUAAACUUGAAGCUUAUAUUAUUAUUGUUAUUAUUAUUGUUAUUAUUAUUAUUAUUGGCAUGGCCGGUGGAAUGAGUCGAAUCACAUGGAAAUGAGGUUGGAUUAAGUUUUAACACACUAAAAUAAAAUAGUUUUUUUUUUUAAUGAACACACUUGCCAAGUUAAGAUAAUAAAAUAAAAAAUUAUCCUUUAAAAAUCCCGCCUUCUCGUUCCAACAUGCUAAUGCCGCUCAUUAGCGUUUAUGCAAAUGACAGGCAGCGUCCGGGUUUAGUUAGCCCGCUAGCUAGUUAGCAGAGUUAGCUCUGCGCUUGUGUGGAGAUGUUUCACGAUCGAUUUGUCUGUCAGGUCGGAUGUCAGAUUUUUCUGUCUAGGUGACAUUUUUUGUUUAAAAGCCAACUUGAAAUAAUUCAGGAAAACAGCUCGGCUUUACUUUAUUUAAUUUUGUUUUAUUUUGAUAUUUUUUUUCUUUUUUGUCCCCCCCUCUCAGCCGGCUUUUCCGUCUCCUCCGCUCACCAUGGCAGCAGGCACGCGCUGCACAUCCCCAUGCACGCGCACCGCUCAGCCGCGCGUGUAACCCAGACCAGGAGAUUCCGCAGUGUAGUGUGUCGUGUUGCAUGUUGCAUGUUGUAUGCUGUGUGUGUGUGUGUGUAUGUGUGCGUGUUUUCGUUUUUGUUUGUUUUUGCAAUGGCCUAUCUAAAUGGACCCAGAUUACUGGACUGGGCGAGCUCUCCUCCUCACCUCCAGUUCAACAGAUACGUCCUGACCGGCUACAGACCCAUCUCCUCCGUGCAGGACUGCAUCAGGAGCCUGUUCUACCUGCACAAUGAGCUGGGAAACAUCUACACACACGGCAUCCCUCUGCUGUGUUUCUUGGUGCUGCUCCCCCUCAACAUGCCCUGGACUCAGAUCAGUGUGACGUGGCUGGGCGUGGUCCACUUCCUGGCCUGUUUGUCUCCGCAGCUUGGCUCCGUCCUCUAUCACCUGUUCAUGAACCAUGAGGGCGGAGAACCCGUCUACAAAAGACUGCUCACUUUAGACAUGUGUGGAAUCUGCAUGAUUACCACGCUGGGCGCUUUGCCCAUUGUCUACAGCACGUUGCUGUGCUACCCGCUGCUGCGCGGCGCCGCCCUGCUGACCUACAUUGCUCUUUCUAGUUACGCCAUCUACUGCGCAGUGACUGCGAGGAGCAGCGUGCGCCGUCUGCGAUCGUUUGCCGGCCAGGCGCUCUUUCGCUUUUUCUUCCUGGGACUGCGAUGCUUGGGUGUUGGAGGGGGAAGCCCAACGUCGCUACGCCACUUCCUUACCAUGGAGGCGCUCGCCGUGUCGGGUGGAGUCAUCAAUAUCGCCCGUGUGCCCGAGCGUUUCUGCCCCGGGCUCUUUGACUACUGGUGCAACAGCCACCAGAUCAUGCACGUCAUGGUAGUCGGCUCCAUCCUGUCGCUGCACUGGGGCGUCCUGGACGACUUGCUAUGGAUCGACACCUACGACUGUCCGGCGUACUGAUCUCAGAUUGACCUCUGACCUCUGGGGCGGGGUUUUUCAAGGAAUCAUGUGACUUGGACACGAUUUGAGAUUUUUUUUUUUUAGGUUUGUUUUACGUUUUAAGAAUUUGACAUGCAUCAGGUUUUCUUUAGACUCAGGGAGGGGUCACGAGCUCUGACCUCUGACCUCUGACUCUUGUUUUUUUUUUUAUCCAGGGGCUUAAAAAUCCAUAGGAUUCAUUUGCAGACUUGGAUUCCUAUGUAGAGCUCUGACCUUUGACCUCGGGGUGCAGAUUAUUGUUCAC